This is a messenger RNA of Macroventuria anomochaeta, 592 nucleotides long. RefSeq lists its product as uncharacterized. The transcript has 3 exons. Gene Ontology annotation, cellular component: prefoldin complex; cytoplasm. Gene Ontology annotation, biological process: protein folding. Lineage: Eukaryota; Fungi; Ascomycota; Dothideomycetes; Pleosporales; Didymellaceae. Gene Ontology annotation, molecular function: protein folding chaperone. The record is from RefSeq and is a predicted model, not a curated record. Bases 34 to 393 code for a protein of 119 amino acids.
UCGCCAACUCCCAUAUCAAGGAACCAAGUCAAGAUGUCGGGACAAAAUGAAGCAUUACAGAAGAUGCUGCAGGAGAUCAGCCAGAAACAGGCCUUCGCCGAGCAGCAACUUCUGAUUGUCCGCCAGCAAAAGGCGGCGCGUACACGAGAGGGCCGUAUGCUGCAGUUGACAUCGGCUGAGGUCUCUUCAUUGCCUGCUGAGACAAGAGUAUAUGAAGGUGUUGGAAAGAUGUUCGUUUGCACACCAAUUCCGGACGUGCAGAAACGCCUUGAGGUUGAAGAGAAGGCAAAUAUGGCAGAGAUGACGAAUCUAAACAAGAAGGAGGACUACCUGGAGAUGACCUACAAGAACAGCAAGAGCGCUAUCGAGGAGGCGCUCAAGAGGCAGGGCUGAAGUAGAGCUAUCGAUUUGGGAGAGUGGGCAUGCGAUGUAUAGCCCAGUACUUCUACAGUGAUCUGAGUAAAUGCUUGUCAUCAAUACGGGCAACAUAUCAGCGAAAGCAUCGACGCAAGCCAGCUCGGCGGGGACAGAUGACGGAGCGCACGACUCCGCAAAUAGCAGAACCUCGGUCAGGUAUUGCAGAACCAAGUAC